AUGGGAAUCAUGAACCCAACUGUCAGUUCUAAUUAUCAUCACUUAAAUCCUUUACCAUAUCCUCCAGCUAUGUUAAGUGGUUUCAAUCCAUUCUUGAGUGCCAAUCCAUUAGCUCAUCCCUUAAACCCCAUGUCAACUGUAAGUUUUGAAAGAAAAAGUGACAAAAAUGAUCGCCCGUUCAAGCAAUUCGCAAACGAGCUUAUUUAUGGUAUGCAAACUCUCUUGCCUGUGAAGCCACCGAUGGUAGAUAAAAGUUAUGUUUCUGGUACCGAACCAACAUCUUCAACUAUGUCGCCACAGUCUGAAAAAAUAAAGAUUUGCUCCAAAGGGCGAUCCCCGAGCGCUGAAAGAUUUUCUCCUUCAACAGUUCCUCAAAACAGCCAACUAACGCCAAGUGACGAAAGCGUGAAUACUGUCAGCCCCACUUAUCACGAAAAUGAGAACAAGCGUUCCCAACAAGAACAGAAAGAGGACGAUGACUCGAACCUCGUAAAAGAAGACGAGAAAGGGCCUAAUGACUCGAAUAGCUCAUUCAGUGACGCAAUGCCGAAUAACCAGCAGCCACCAGACACGUCAUGUGGCAAUGGCAAACGUAGAUCGUUACCAGAACAUAUGAAAAAUGACUUGUACUGGGCCAAAAGAAGGAAGAAUAAUGCUGCCGCCAAGCGAUCGCGAGAUGCUCGUAGAAAGAAAGAGGACAUGCUCGCUAUCACAGCCAAAACCCUGAGAGAUCAGAAUUACCAACUUCAAAUACUGAUGGCUGCGAUGCAAGAACAAAUCACUUUCCAGAGCACGGAAAAUAAACGCCUAUCGGAGAAGUGCAAUACUCAAGAAAUACAAAUUUUUCGUCUGAAAGAAGACCAAGAGCGUAGUCAGAAAUUGUGCAGGCGUUGUAGUACAAGAAUUUUAGAUGCAGAUGCGUCUGGUUUGUGA
Uloborus diversus is the source of this 933-nucleotide messenger RNA. Its product is annotated as thyrotroph embryonic factor-like. The coding region runs from base 1 to 933 and encodes 310 amino acids. Gene Ontology annotation, biological process: regulation of transcription by RNA polymerase II. Gene Ontology annotation, molecular function: RNA polymerase II cis-regulatory region sequence-specific DNA binding; DNA-binding transcription factor activity, RNA polymerase II-specific. The record is from RefSeq and is a predicted model, not a curated record. Gene Ontology annotation, cellular component: nucleus. The transcript has a single exon. NCBI's taxonomy places the organism in Eukaryota, Metazoa, Arthropoda, Arachnida, Araneae, Uloboridae.